UUCCCAGACCCUAAGCAAGGGGCUGGAGGGGAAGUGGAGAAGCCAGGACUAGAAUCAGUGUGCUGAUCACUGGGGUGGAGACUGCAUCUGGUACAGUAGCUCUCAUCACAUCUGGGUGGAGAUGAAGUUGUAAGCCUUGACCAUAGUGAUGGCAUCACAGCAUCUCUCCUCGUGCCCACAUCCUACCACUUCUGUCUUUGAGAUCACCUUUGCUGAAGUAUGUAUUCUGCUCUCUGCCUGUCUCCCCUACCUUGCACUCUGAUGUUUGUAUCUAAAAUUCCAUCUCCCAGGCCAUUCUGCUAUUGCUUCCCUAAGUGUUUUUUCAUUCUUUCCAUCUCUCCUUUUGAGUCCCUGUUAGGAUUUUGAUCAUCUGCUCCUGCUGUGUAAUGAGCAUUUAUUCACUGCUUGACUUUCACGUGCCAACCACUGGGCUGCCUGUUGGGCUCAGGACAUGGUGAGCCUUCUGCAGGAUGCUGUGUUCCUUCCUCCUUUGUCUCUUGCUGGUACCUGGUUAUGCUCAUGAUGACGAGUGGAUUGACCCCACGGACAUGCUUAACUAUGAUGCAGCUUCAGGAACAAUGAGAAAAUCUCAGAUGCAGUACGGCAGGUCAAAGAGUGAUGUCAGUCCUGACUUGUCCCAAGCUGAUGAAAUGGCCGAAUGUUAUCGCAAACUUGAUUCCUUAACUCAUAAGAUUGAUGACUGUGAAAAGAAGAAGAGAGAAGAGUAUGAAAGUCAGAGCAACCCUGUUUUUAGGAGAUACUUAAAUAAGGUUUUAAUUGAAGCCGGAAAGCUUGGACUUCCUGAUGAGAAUAAAGAAGACAUGCAUUAUGAUGCUGAGAUUAUCCUUAAAAGACAAACCCUGCUGGAAAUACAGAAGUUUCUUGGAGGGGAGGAAUGGAAACCAGGAGCCUUGGAUGACGCCCUCAGUGAUAUUUUAGUUAAAUUCAAGCUUCAUGAUUUUGAAGCCUGGAAGUGGCGAUUUGAAGACUCCUUUGGAGUGGACCCAUACAGUGUGUUUAUGGUGCUUCUGUGUCUGCUCUGCCUCGUGGUGUUAGUAGCUACCGAGCUGUGGACCUACAUCCGUUGGUACACCCAGUUGAAACGUGUUAUUGUCAUCAGUUUUUUCUUCAGUUUGGGAUGGAACUGGAUAUAUUUAUAUAAGCUCGCUUUUGCACAGCAUCAGGCGGAAGUUGCCAAAAUGGCGCCACUUGACGUCGUGUGUGCUGAGAAGAUGGACUGGGCGGGCAGUCUCUGGGAAUGGUGUAGAGGUAUAUGGACUCUUAAGGAUGACCCCUGCCAAAAAUACUACGAGCUAUUGUUAGUCAACCCUGUCUGGUUGGUCCCACCCACAAAGGCCCUGGCAGUCACAUUCAGCAAUUUUGUCACAGAGCCGUUAAAGCACGUUGGAAAAGCCACUGGCGAAUUUAUUAAAGCACUUAUGAAAGAGAUUCCAGUGUUACUUCAGAUUCCAGUGCUGAUAAUUAUGGCAUUAGCUGUACUGAGUUUCUGCUAUGGCGCUGGCAGGUCCGUGUAUGUGCUGAGACAUCUGGGUGGUCCUGAGACCGACCCUCCCCAGGCGCUUCAAGCAGGACAGAGAAGACCGUGGCAGAUCGAUUAUAGACCCCGUGGUGGAGCAGGUGAUGCAGGUUUCUAUGAUUGGGGCCCGACUGGCCGCCUUGAGCAUGACCCAUAUGACAGGACAUGUGAGGGUAGAAGAGACGUUCUGAGAGAGAGAGAUGCUGCUUUGAGAUUUCAGCCUGGCAACAGGAGCCCCGAAGUGCUCCGGGCGUUUGACUUUCCAGAUGCAGAGGCACAAGAGCACCCAAAGGUGGGACCCCGUCCUAAUUCAUCUAUUUUGGACGCAAAGCCUAAAGAGACUGGUGGAAUCCCAGGAGAUGGGACAGCAGCAGAAAGCAGUGUGGAAAGCAGCGAGUCUGCUGGGGCUGCCGCUGGGGCCGCGGGCGCUGCACUUGCAGGGGAGAAGGCUCAGCUCAAGCCUGAAGCUGAAGGCGGCCCUGGGGAAGGCAUUGGAGAAGGUGCGGUUGGUCCUGCAGCUGGAACACGUGGCAUGGAGGAUGCCAGCAACCCGUGUGGCUAGGAGGGCACUGGUGUGGGCAGCAGCUCGGAAGACUUCUCUGGGCUCUGUAUUCUCUCAGCAACUCUACUCUCUGAGUACUGUUAUUUACUGUUAUGGUGUCAACUAUAUACUCUGACAAUCAAUUCCCAAACACAUGUAUGUAUGUAAAAACCUCUAUUCAUCUCUUGAUGUGCAGAUACAGCCGUUAAGAUUCUCAUGUGUUUGUUUUGGGAUAGGCACUCAGAGUUGACAUUUAAUGAUGAACACAUAUAGUAGGCGUCACCAUCGCUGAUUCUGGAUACUGGAGGUGACUAGUUUGAGGAAGCAUUAGAAAGAAAUUGUGUUGUUUACAGGCAUUUAUAGGAAACAGCUAACCCAAGUGUGUGUUGUCCUGAGUAGUCAGGGAGACCUGCUGUAAUUAGAUUCAAAGGUCUCCAGUAUGAGAGACAAAAACCAUCCCUCUAGGGCACCUGCUUCGGCCGACCUUCUUCAUGUGUGCCCCAUGUCAGUCCUGCUGCCCUCCGCCGCCCUCACCGCCUCACCAGUGUGCCUUUGUAGUGUCCUGUCUCUGCAGCCAUUAUGGAGCCACCUGUCUUGUUCCUUUUACUGUAGGCCUAGCCAGGACAGAAUUGAAGAGAAGCAGAUACUGGAGCCUGCCGUAAUAGAAACCAAAGUUUUACAUACUCUGAAGACCAAGAUUGGCUUGACAGGCUGCCUGCCUUAUUCCUGACGACCUAGCACGGGAGGCCCUUGGGGCUCACAGUGUUUUAGUUUUGUCAUCAGAACUGGCCCGUGUGGAGCUCUGAUUUAAGAGAGCGAGGCAUGGAGAAGAGCAGGGUGGCCUCUCACUGCAGGUGGGCCAUGCAGCAGCAUUUCUAAUUCAAUUUUCUGGAUUCAAAAAGUCCUGCUCUUGAAACUUUUUAAAAAGCAAUUUACAAUUUUUGUAUGUGUUGCUAGUUGGUAGAUUUCACCCAUAAUCAAGUGUCCUCUGCUUUAAGCAAGUUCAGAGCAGAUGUUAUGUUAAUUACUGAAAGUGAUACCAGUCAGGAGUUAAACCUUAAAAUUUCUAUUCAGGCAUUUGUUUUAGGAAACAAAUUAUUUGCUUUUUUUGUUGUUGUUGUUUUAACAUGAAAAUACAGAAUGUUCCUUUUGGCCCCCCAAAGUGUUAUGUGUCUGUGAUGAUUUAAUGUUAACAUUAUUUUCUUGUUUAAUAGUGCAAAUUUCUUUAUUUUCAUCAGACCAGUAAUUAUUUUUUCCAAGAGAUAUAAAUGUAUUUUAAGAUUCACAGCACGGUAGGUUUACAACAAUUGAUAUAUGAAUAAAUGAAUGAUGAGUGAAUGACUGAAGAAUGAAUGCAAGGAUGCCAGCAGUUGAAAUGUGAGCCUGCUGACCGUGCCAAGCUGACCUGCCCGGGCAGUUUGCAGUACCGGCCUGUGUUUCCAGAGCGGGAGCUGCGCCUGGCGAGGAGUGCCUCGGGCUGCACUGUACCUGCGAGAGGGGCGCCUGCAGCCUGCACUGACACUGCUCUUAGUGGAUCCAAACAGAAUCACUGGGGCUGAAAAGCACUGCGACGGCUGGCAAAACAACAGGCUGUUGCCCUGGCACACACAGCUGUUCAGGGAAGACCUCCUUAGAGCAAAACGAACCUAGCAAGGCCAGCUGAAGGUUUGUGGAAUAGCCAACCCUUGUCUUCAAAUAAGGAUUACAAUAACAAAAUUACAAUGGAGAGAACAGUUGUUUGGAGCAGUUUCAAACUAGAAAUAAUGUUGAAUGUCUUCAAGGUGUAAUAACCAUUGUAUACACCAAAUAAACACAUUUUUACAUU
This is a messenger RNA of Ochotona curzoniae (black-lipped pika), 3903 nucleotides long. It is a transcript of the gene CLCC1, whose product is annotated as chloride channel CLIC like 1. Gene Ontology annotation, molecular function: chloride channel activity. The transcript has 11 exons. Lineage: Eukaryota; Metazoa; Chordata; Mammalia; Lagomorpha; Ochotonidae. The coding region runs from base 471 to 2099 and encodes 542 amino acids. The record is from RefSeq and is a predicted model, not a curated record. Gene Ontology annotation, cellular component: membrane; endoplasmic reticulum.